Messenger RNA from Mitosporidium daphniae, 2100 nucleotides. RefSeq lists its product as uncharacterized. Gene Ontology annotation, cellular component: ribonuclease MRP complex; nucleolar ribonuclease P complex. The record is from RefSeq and is a predicted model, not a curated record. Gene Ontology annotation, biological process: tRNA 5'-leader removal. The coding region runs from base 1 to 2100 and encodes 699 amino acids. Lineage: Eukaryota; Fungi; Microsporidia. The transcript is spliced from 2 exons.
AUGCGUUUUUUUGUUUUAGAACGCCGGUUGGAAAUUGAAAAAUCCCUGACAGAAAAGCCGGCAACGUUUCCAGACCUGCUCGAUCCUGUUUCGUUUGCCGCUUCACGAGCAGCAGAGAUUGAAACCCUGCUGAACGCAAUGCGGGACUCUAGACUUGCAUCUUCCAAAAGGGUGUUUCAGAGGCUUCCAAAACACCUAAGGAGAAGAACGGCAAGCCAUGCCCCAAAAAGGCAGUUAGUUUUUGCUGAUUUACAGGCUGCGGCCAAUGUGUCGCACAUCAAGAAGCGUAACGACAAGGCAGAACCGGCUUUGGUUGCUUCCAUCCCACAUUCCAACACAUCAAAUGAAGCUAUUGAUCAAAGUCAACUAGGCAGCACGUUUGGCGGAAGCCCUCAUAAGGCCCCUCAUCCAAGACUCUCGCGUAAAUCUCAACGAAAGUGCAAAAAGUCUCUUUUGCAUUCAAGACUUGCCUCGGCAGCAUUUGCAUCUCUCUCAACGUUGAAAUCAGAAAUUGCUUCACGACCAUUCUGGUUACAGACUCAUUACUGGCAUGCAAAGAGAUUUGCUAUGGCAACAUUUUGGAAUUACCGAAUCGCCCUACAAAGCAAUUCUAAAGUUUAUCGCCCGCUCAUUCGGGCAGGCCUUUCUGGCAGCACUCUACAUGACCUCUCAUAUGAAGAGUGCUUCCUUUUGCAAAACCAGCCCGAAAAUGUUAACCUCGCCUCUAUUCUCUCAGAACGCACGCCAUUCAAAUGGAAAGUUGCCCAUCAGGACUGCCAUAUACGCUACACGGAUCAGGAUGCCUCUAUGAUGGGACAUUGCAUUUCCUGCUUUUUUGUCUUUCAAGAGACGCAAUUCCUUGGUGUGGUGGGCGUUGAAUCCGCUAAAGGCGCGACCGGGACUGAUUAUCUUUUAUGGGUUCAUCCCUCGAUAUCUUGUACAAUUAAAGACAGCCUACUUCAGACAUGCGAGUCUCUUAUUGGAAGGCUCUGUAAAUUCGAGCUUUUCGGGCCAAAAUCGCUUUCUCUGCUAACUGAACUUUUUAAGCUUCAACCCGUGCAGGGCAUAGUAACAGUCCGGAACAGCACCAAGAAGAAAAAGGUGGCAGAGAACUUUGUUUCAGGGGCUUCUUCAAAUGGAUCCCCGUGCCACUCUGCAUUUACACUGAAAGAAGAUGAUGCAUCGUAUGAAAUUCGAAUUAUUCCAAAGUCACCCACACGGGUGCAACUGAUACUUCCCGCCUCACGGGGCGUCGAGUUGUGGAGGCAGCUGAUUUAUACAAACUCCUUUAUCCCAAUUGGGCUUUCCGAAAGGAGAACACUUAUCGAGCAAAUUCAUUUGUUGAACCCUAAAGAUACCAAAAACCUUGACUUGGUGUUUCCAUUUUACCUUCCAGGUACACCAGUUUUUUCAGAAGCCCUUGCGAGAGAUUUUGAAACAUAUGUACUGAGGCCUGAAUCGCGGCUUCCUCCGUCUAAGCGCCGUGUCCGCAUGCCCCCUUCUGAACUGCUUCUCCAUAUCAUCCAAACGACAACACUAUCCCAAGCAAGCCUUUUCAAGUCUGAAUCAAUACUGCAUCAAGAUCAUGUCCGGCAUGCAUCAAAGACCCAUAUAUUCUCAUCCAUUGCAAUUACUCCAAUCGUGAUGAGCGGACGAGGGCGACCCUGUUUCGGUUCCAUUGUCUAUGCAGGAAAGGUUCUGACAAAGAACGCUUCAGAGCUCGAAUCGAUAAUACCUCCGCCGAUUUCAUGGCGUAAUGACUUUCUGGGAGCUGAGGAAAACAUCCCAGAGGAAAGUUCAAUUGUGGAGGAUACGUUGGAAAAUGCCGGAGAGCAUUGCAAGUUAAAAUCUAAAAGGCCCCACAGUUUUCCCUCUGAGGAUAUGAUCUCCGCUAUUGGGUUUAUAGUGGUGAACCCGAUUCAGGAACGACAUAUUGCCUCAAAUGGGUUCUCCAUGGUCACAGGUAGCGGCUAUGGCAUAUGUAUCUAUGAUGAAUCGCUUCUUGCAACGGCAAAAAACCUGCACGGUCAAGAUUUAUGCUUUUGGGUUAGGAAUCCCAUAUCGCCCGCGCUAUUUUAUCCCGCUACAAUGGUACAAUAA